This is a messenger RNA of Schizophyllum commune H4-8, 690 nucleotides long. RefSeq names its product class I glutamine amidotransferase-like protein. The transcript has 5 exons. The coding region runs from base 1 to 690 and encodes 229 amino acids. The record is from RefSeq and is a predicted model, not a curated record. Lineage: Eukaryota; Fungi; Basidiomycota; Agaricomycetes; Agaricales; Schizophyllaceae.
AUGACCGACUCGUCUACCAAAUCCUUCUCGCUAGGCGUGUGCUUAUACAAAGGGCUCACCGUCCUAGACUUUCAGGGCGUCGUUGAGAAUUUGUGCCUCUUGUCGGCGCAACAGCGCGCCCGUAUUAUGCCCGAUGCUCCUGGACCGGAGAUCACGCCGAUAACAUACCUGGCUGAUACUCUGGAUCCUGUGAAGCCGGGUUUUUCGGGCGAGGCUGGCCCGCGUCUGCUGCCCGACGCGACUUACGCAGAGACGACGCAACAGUUCGAUAUCCUGGUCAUACCUGGGGGCGUGCUUGGGUACCCGGACGCUGUUCCCAAGUCCCUCUUGGACUUUCUCGCCCGUCAGGUGCCAGGAGUCAAAUAUAUGUUGACCGUGUGCACCGGCUCUUGGAUCCUCUCAGCCACAGGCCUGCUUGACGGGCGCCGCGCCACGACAAACAAGUCCUGGUUCAAGAAGAUUGCCGAGGCAACCGCCUCGCACAACAUUCAAUGGGUCCCGAAGGCGCGGUGGGUGGUGGAUGGCAAGUUUUGGACCGCGUCGGGCGUGAGCGCAGGCAUGGAUAUGGCGAAUGCGCUCGUCAAGCAACUCAUUGGUGAAGAGGGAGCGCGCCUCGUCGCAAAUGACAUCGAGAUGCGUCCGCGCAGCGCUGACGACGAUGAGUUUGCUGCAGUGAAUGGCCUGGUUUAG